AGCUCCUGAGACCUUUGGGCUGACGUGUCUGCAGUUUGUCGGCAGCUCGGCGAGUAGGGCCGAGAUGGCGGACGCCUGGGAAGAGAUCAGGCGGUUGGCGGCUGACUUCCAAAGGGCGCAGUUCGCAGAGGCCACACAGAGGUUGUCAGAGCGGAACUGCAUUGAGAUUGUAAAUAAAUUGAUUGCUCAGAAGCAGCUAGAAGUAGUUCACACACUUGAUGGGAAAGAAUAUAUUACUCCAGCCCAAAUUAGUAAAGAAAUGAGAGAUGAGCUACAUGUUCGAGGUGGUCGUGUGAACAUUGUUGAUCUGCAACAGGUAAUUAAUGUGGAUCUGACUCAUAUUGAAAAUAGAGUUGGUGACAUCAUUAAAUCAGAAAAACAUGUUCAACUAGUGUUGGGACAAUUGAUAGAUGAGAACUAUUUGGAUCGGUUAGCAGAAGAGGUAAAUGAUAAAUUACAAGAAAGUGGUCAGGUAACCAUAUCAGAACUAUGUAAAACCUAUGAUCUUCCUGGAAACUUUCUGACACAGGCACUAACUCAGCGACUAGGUAAAAUUAUUAAUGGACACAUUGAUCUUGAUAACAGAGGAGUAAUAUAUACUGAAGCUUUUGUAGCUAGACAUAAAGCACGCAUCCGUGGGCUGUUCAGUGCUAUUACCCGGCCUACACCAGUGAAUUCUUUGAUUUCAAAAUAUGGAUUUCAGGAACAACUUCUUUACUCUGUUCUUGAGGAACUUGUUAAUAGUGGACGCUUACGAGGCACCGUGGUUGGUGGAAGACAGGAUAAGGCGGUGUUUGUCCCUGACAUUUACUCCAGAACACAAAGUACUUGGGUAGAUUCUUUUUUCAGGCAGAAUGGUUAUCUAGAAUUUGAUGCUUUGUCCAGACUUGGAAUCCCAGAUGCUGUGAGUUACAUAAAGAAAAGAUAUAAGACUAUACAGCUCUUGUUCUUAAAAGCAGCUUGUAUUGGUCAAGGACUUGUGGAUCAGGUGGAAGCAUCAGUAGAGGAAGCCAUCAGCUCUGGAACAUGGGUUGAUAUUGCUCCUCUGCUACCCAGUUCCUUGUCAGUUGAAGAUGCUGCAAUACUGCUUCAACACCUUUUGAGAGCACUCAGCAAACAGACUUCAGCUGUAGUCUUUAGUGACACUGUUGUAGUCAGUGAAAAAUUUAUAAAUGACUGUGUAGAAUUGUUCAGUGAACCGAUGCACCAAAAAGCUGAAAAGGAAAUGAAAAAUAAUCCUGUUCAUUUAAUCACUGAAGAAGAUUUGAAACAAAUCUCCAGUUUAGAAAGCACUAAUACAAAUAAAAAAGAUAAAAAAGAUGAACGAAGGAGGAAAGCAACAGAGGGCAGUGGAAGUGUGAGAGGAGGAGGUGGUGGCAAUGCCAGAGAGUACAAAAUUAAAAAAAUCAAGAAGAAAGGAAGAAAAGAUGACGAUAGUGAUGAUGAGUCAUCUCACACUGGAAGGAAGAAACCAGAGAUCACUUUUAUGUUCCAAGAUGAGAUUGAAGAUUUUUUAAGAAAACAUUUACAAGAUGCCCCUGAGGAGUUUAUUUCUGAACUUGCCGAGUACUUAAUAAAACCACUAAAUAAAACUUAUCUUGAAGUGGUACGUUCAGUAUUCAUGUCUUCAACUUCUUCUGCCUCUGGAACUGGCAGAAAGCGCACAAUCAAGGACUUGCAAGAAGAGGUUUCAAACCUUUACAAUAAUAUUCGAUUAUUUGAAAAAGGGACCAAGUUCUUCACAGAUGAUACCCAGGCUGCUCUUACCAAGCACUUACUGAAGACAGUAUGUACUGAUAUCACUAAUCUCAUUUUCAACUUCUUAGCUUCGGAUUUAAUGAUGGCAGUGGAUGAUCCUGCAGCCAUUACAAGUGAAGUAAGAAAAAAAAUUCUAAGUAAAUUGUCAGAGGAAACUAAAGUAGCUCUCUCAAAACUCCAUAGCUCUCUGAAUGAAAAGAGCAUAGAAGACUUUCUUUCUUGCCUGGAUUCUGCAGCAGAAGCUUGUGAUAUUAUGGUGAAAAAGGGAGACAAAAAAAGGGAAAGGCAGAUACUGUUCCAGCAUCGACAAGCACUGACUGAACAACUAAAAGUCACAGAAGACCCUGCUCUUAUUCUGCAUCUCACAUCAGUUCUAUUGUUUCAGUUCUUGACCCACAGCAUGCUUCAUGCACCCGGAAGAUGUGUCCCACAGAUCAUUGCUUUUCUGAGUAGUAAAAUUCCAGAGGAUCAGCAUACCCUUUUAGUAAAGUAUCAAGGUUUGGUUGUAAAGCAUUUACUUAGUCAGAAUAAGAAGACUGGGCAGGGAGAAAAUUCCUUGAGUGAUGAAUUAGACAAAGAACAAGAAGAUAUCACAAAUACUACUCGUAAAGAGCUUCAAGAACUUUCUUCAUCCAUUAAAGACCUUGUUCUCAAAUCGAGGAAAUCAUCAAUGACAGAAGAAUAAUGAUUUUAAUUUACUUAAUGUUGUAUAGUAGACAUUUUUUGCCUAGAGUUAAAGGUGAGUGGUUACCAAAAAAAAUAAUCAUUUCACAAGCCUCAGUCCCCUUAAUAGCACCUCCCACAUUCACGGUUUAGUUAAAACAGUAGCAUUGCAUUCACUGUAAAUCUUAUAAAAAUGUGAAUUUUUGUAAAUUGAGUUCUCCAUGGAAGAUUUCUUUUUCACAUUAUAAUUCUAAAAAUUAUACAUUUCAUGUUUAUUUUCUUUUUAGAUGCUGAAUGAAGAAUAAAUUCUCUGAUAUUUUUCA
Messenger RNA from Sus scrofa (pig), 2744 nucleotides. It is a transcript of the gene UFL1, whose product is annotated as UFM1 specific ligase 1. Gene Ontology annotation, cellular component: endoplasmic reticulum membrane. Lineage: Eukaryota; Metazoa; Chordata; Mammalia; Artiodactyla; Suidae. The record is from RefSeq and is marked validated. Gene Ontology annotation, biological process: protein K69-linked ufmylation; regulation of proteasomal ubiquitin-dependent protein catabolic process; response to endoplasmic reticulum stress. Gene Ontology annotation, molecular function: UFM1 ligase activity.